UUCCCCGCGGCCGCAAUAGUGGAAGCCAGGAGAAGCGCCAUGGAACACGUGACGGAGGGUUCAUGGGAGACGCUGCAGGUGCCGCUGCAUCCUCGGGUGCUGGGCGCGCUGCGCGAGUUGGGCUUUCCGCACAUGACGCCGGUGCAGUCUGCCACCAUCCCUCUGUUCAUGAAAAACAAAGAUGUCGCUGCAGAAGCUGUGACAGGUAGUGGAAAAACCCUGGCUUUUGUCAUCCCCAUUGUGGAGAUUCUUCUGAGAAGGGAAGAGAAGUUAAAGAAGAGCCAGGUAGGAGCCAUCAUCAUCACCCCCACACGGGAGCUGGCCAUUCAGAUCCAUGAGGUCCUGUCCCACUUCACGAAGCACUUCCCACAGUUCAGCCAGAUUUUGUGGAUCGGAGGCCGGAACCCUGGAGAAGAUGUGGAGAGGUUCAAGCAGCAUGGUGGGAAUAUCGUUGUGGCAACCCCAGGCCGCCUGGAGGACAUGUUCCGGAGGAAGGCUGAGGGUCUGGACCUGGCCAGCUGUGUGAGGAGCUUGGAUGUCCUGGUGCUGGAUGAGGCAGACAGACUUCUUGACAUGGGCUUUGAAGCAAGCAUAAACACAAUCCUGGAGUUUUUGCCAAAGCAGAGGAGAACAGGCCUUUUCUCAGCCACACAGACACAGGAAGUGGAGAACUUGGUGCGGGCGGGCCUCCGGAACCCAGUCCGAAUCUCCGUGAAGGAGAAGGGCGUGGCAGCCAGCAGCACACAGAAGACACCCUCCCGCCUAGAGAACCAUUACAUGAUCUGUAAGGCAGAUGAGAAAUUCAAUCAGCUGGUCCAUUUCCUUCGGAACCAUCAGCAGGAGAAGCACCUGGUCUUCUUCAGCACAUGUGCGUGUGUGGAAUACUAUGGAAAGGCCCUGGAGGCGCUGCUGAAGAGAGUGAAGAUCUUGUGCAUCCAUGGGAAGAUGAAGUACAAGCGCAAUAAGAUCUUCCUGGAGUUCCGCAAGCUGCAGAGUGGGAUCUUGGUGUGCACUGACGUGAUGGCCCGGGGAAUUGAUAUUCCUGAAGUCAACUGGGUUCUACAGUACGACCCUCCCAGCAAUGCCAGCGCCUUCGUGCAUCGCUGUGGACGCACAGCUCGCAUCGGCCACGGUGGCAGCGCUCUGGUGUUCCUGCUACCGAUGGAGGAGGCGUACAUCAACUUCCUGGCCAUCAACCAGAAGUGCCCUCUGCAGGAGAUGAGCCUCCAGAGGAACACGGUAGACCUUCUGCCGAAGCUCCGGGCCAUGGCCAUGGCCGACAGGGCAGUGUUUGAGAAGGGCAUGAAAGCCUUCGUGUCCUUCGUCCAGGCUUACGCAAAGCACGAGUGCAGCCUCAUCUUCAGGCUGAAGGACCUUGACUUUGCCAGCCUUGCUCGAGGCUUUGCCCUGCUGAGGAUGCCCAGGAUGCCAGAACUGAGGGGGAAGCAGUUCCCAGACUUUGUGCCCACAGACAUCGACACUGACACGAUUCCAUUUAAAGAUAAAAUUAGAGAAAAACAGAGGCAGAAACUGUUGGAGCAAAAAAGAAAAGAGAGAACAGAAAAUGAAGGGAGAAGAAAAUUCAUCAAAAACAAAGCUUGGUCAAAGCAGAAGGCCAAAAAGGAGAGGAAGAAGAAGGUGAAUGCCAAAAGGAAAAAGGAUGAGGGUUCUGAUAUCAAUGACGAGGAUAUGGAGGAACUCCUUAAUGACACAAGGCUCUUGAAAAAGUUUAAGAAAGGGAAAAUCACGGAAGAAGAAUUUGAGAAGGGGCUGUUGACAGGCACCCAAAGGACAGUCCAGCUGACAGACUUAGGGGUCUCAGACUCGGGAGAGGACAGCUGACCUCAGAGCCUCCGGUGAAGGUCAUUACACAGCUGGCCCCACCCC
Messenger RNA from Peromyscus eremicus (cactus mouse), 1887 nucleotides. RefSeq names its product DEAD-box helicase 55 (gene Ddx55). The record is from RefSeq and is a predicted model, not a curated record. NCBI's taxonomy places the organism in Eukaryota, Metazoa, Chordata, Mammalia, Rodentia, Cricetidae. Gene Ontology annotation, cellular component: nucleolus. The transcript has 14 exons. Gene Ontology annotation, molecular function: ATP binding; RNA helicase activity; nucleic acid binding. The coding region runs from base 40 to 1842 and encodes 600 amino acids.